AUGCAGUUUGGCUUCCAUAAGGGCAGGUCAACUGUUGAUGCUGUUGCAAAAGUUGCUGCAAGCGUGAAAAAUGCAUUUGAAAAUCAUCAAGCUCUCUCUCUGACUCUCUGUGAUAUCAGUAGAGUGUUUGAUUGUGUCUCCCACUCCAUCUUGAAAAGGAAACUCCACUUCUAUGGGAUCAGGGAUGCCGCUCUUGCCAUCCUAACUACGGGAAUGUUGCUGAAAGUCGUACCAGUUGGUGGAGCUGUCUCCGGCACUCUGCCCGUUGAUUUUGGUGUUCCCCAGGGUUCAGUGCUUGGGCCUACCCUUUUUCUCAUCAUGAUAAUUGAUCUUGACGACCUUGGAACUACCCUCAUGUUUGCGGACAACACUUCUCUCCUGUCAGCUGUUAAAGUGACAUUCAAGAAAACUAAAAGAGAGCUAAAGCUGUACGUUGCUGAAGGUGGCACUCAGGAUCUUUUAGGUAGAGACUGGAUCGAGGAGCUUAAAAUCAACGAAUUGCCACUUAAUUCAUUACAAAGUGAUUCUUUAUGGGUUUCCAAGGAAGUUGAUGACAUUUCAAGGUCAGGGUUUCAAAGUUCACUUCCAAGAAUGAGCUUAAGUAAAUUAAUUGAUUCUAAUAAGGAACUCUUUUGUAACAAAAGUGGCCAUUGUACAAAAUUCACGGCACACUUAAUUUUAAAGGAAGACGCUUCUCCUAUUUACAAGAAGGCAAGGCCAGUUCCAUUUGCAAUAAAGGACAAAGUGUGCGAGGAAAUCGACAGGCUUGUAGAAGCUGAUCUGAUAGAACCAAUUGACUAUUCUGAUUGGGCUGCACCUUGUGUAGUUGUUAAAAAACCUUCUGGUCAAAUAAGAAUUUGUGCAGAUUUUUCAACAGGAUUGAAUCAGGCUUUAAAGAUUCAGAAAUUUCCUCUACCUACACCUGAGGAAAUAUUUGCUAAGUUGAAUGGAGGAGAAAAAUUCUCAGUCAUAGAUUUAUCUGAUGCCUACUUAUCAAUACCAGUAGAUAGAGAUUCACAAGACUUACUAGUGAUUAAUACCAUCAAAGGACUUUACAAAUACAAGCGACUUUGUUUUGGAAUCGCAUCCGCUCCAGCUAUAUUUUCUAAAGUUAUGUACAACAUGUUGAAUGGGUUGCCAGGCGUAGCAAACUAUCUAGAUGAUAUAAUUGUUACAGGGCACAAUGAUGAAGAACACUACAAAAAUCUAGAGAAUACUUUCAAUAAAAUUAAAGAGUUUGGAUUCCAAUUGAACAAAGAUAAAUGCAAGUUUAUGCAGGAAACAGUGACAUAUCUUGGGUUUGUCAUAACUAAAAAUGGCAUACAAGUUUCGGAUUCUAAAGUUCAAGGCAUUGUAGAUAUGCCACAGCCAUCAAAUGUCAAAGAGUUGGAGGCAUUUUUAGGUAUGGUUACAUACUACUCCAAAUUCAUACCAGAAUUUUCAAAAGUGUGUUAUCCUUUAAAUCAACUGCGGAAGAAAGGAGUAGACUGGUUGUGGACUGAUCAGUGUAAACGCAGUUUCAACAAAUUAAAAGACUUGUUAAUGAAUGCACCUAUACUAACACAUUACAAUCCAGAGUUACCCAUCAUUCUUGCUGCGGAUGCAUCAGCUGUAGGAAUCGGUGCUGCAAUUUUUCAUAGAUUUUCUGACAACUCUGAAAAGCCUAUUGCAUAUGCUUCAAAAACAUUGACUUCCACUGAAGCGAACUAUUCUCAAAUAGAAAGAGAAGGGCUGGCCAUCAUUUUUGCGAUAAAGAAAUUUCGCCCAUAUCUACUGGGAAAACACUUCAUUUUACAGACCGACCACAGACCCUUGCUUACAAUUUUUGGAUCUAAGAAAGGGGUACCUACCACAACUGCCAAUAGACUUCAGCGUUGGGCACUAAUACUGUCUAACUAUACGUAUGACAUUGAAUACAUAUCUACAAAAAAUUUUGGUAAAGUCGAUGGUUUGAGUAGAUUACCGUCAUUUCAACCUAACUCUUUUGAUUCCAAUGAUGAGGGACACCAUACAAUAGUAGCGACAAUUCAAACAGAAGUGCAGUCCGAGAUUCCUAUUACUUGUACUGAAAUCGCUGAGGAAUCGGUUAAGGACCCUGUUUUGAAGAAGGUGAUGCACUAUGUAAAAGUUGGUUGGCCUAAUAAGUGUCCAGAGGAGAACUUGAAGCCUUAUUUUUCUAAGAAAGAUGCACUGACUCUACAUAAUAACUGUCUUCUGUGGGGAAUAAGAACUGUUAUUCCACCUAAAUACCGAACUUACAUCAUGAACUACUUACAUGAAUCUCACAAUGGCAUGGUCAGAAUGAAGUCAGAGGCUCGGGGUCAUGUGUGGUGGCCAGGUAUGGAUGCUCUAAUUGAACAGACUUGUCACCGUUGCCGUGAAUGUAACUUGUUUGCAAAAGAUUUACCAAGUAAAAAACAUCUAUUCAACUGGCCUAAAGAAAGUGAACCUUGGAGUCGAAUCCAUUUAGAUUUUGCUGGACCAUUUUACGGACAAAUGUUUCUCUUAGUAAUUGACGCUUUCUCGAAAUGGCCAGAAAUAGUACCUAUGUCCUCUAUUACCACAGAAAGGACAGUAGAAGCGCUCAAGAAUUUGUUGUGUAAAUAUGGAAUACCUAGAACAAUCGUCUCAGACAACGGAACUUCAUUUACUUCUCAAGGUUUUAAAGAUUUCUGCUUGCGUAAUAAUAUCAAACAUAUUACGACUCCAGUAGCUCACCCAAGUUCAAAUGGACAAGUGGAGAAAAAUGUAGAUACCUUUAAAAGAGCUAUGAACAAAUUACAGUACAAUAAAGAGCCUAGCUUGUUCACAGACAACUUGAGGACAUAUUUAUUUCGCUAUCGAGCUACACCUCACACUGCAACUGGACAAACAUCUGCAUCUUUGUUCUUGGGUCGUAAUCUGCGAACUAAAUUAGAUUUUAUCAAACCUUCACAAGAGAUAAACUCAAGAGAUGAACCUUCUGAAGUGCUGCGAUAUAAGAAAACCAGAGGCUUUUCUAUUGGGAGUAAAGUGUACAUUCGUACUUUUGUUGAAGGGAAAGUAAAAUGGAAAAUAGGAACCAUACUUAGACAGUUAGGUAGGAACACAUGGUUGAUUGAUUCUAAUGGACACACUAAAAGACAUACAAGUCAAAUGCGGAAAUUUUACCAAGACAAUGAAUCGGAAGAGGAAGACGACCCCUGCAUUAAACAAUUACCACAGCUACUGUCUUCUUCAGAUUUCCAAGUACGAAAUGCAGAAGUACAUGUUCGGAAUUCGGAAAACCAUGGAUCACCAGCUGUAUUCCCUAGCCCUAUAACAUUCCCUACAGUAGCUUCACAACAUCCGAAUUCCACUCCUCAGCUACGACCUAGAACAUCCCCUGCAGAAGCUUUACCACACCCGAAUGUACCUCCUCAGCUGCGAAGAUCAACAAGGACCUUCAGGCCACAGAGGAGGUUAAUUGAAGAAGCCUAA
Macrosteles quadrilineatus (aster leafhopper) is the source of this 3459-nucleotide messenger RNA. RefSeq lists its product as uncharacterized. The transcript has 3 exons. Lineage: Eukaryota; Metazoa; Arthropoda; Insecta; Hemiptera; Cicadellidae. The record is from RefSeq and is a predicted model, not a curated record. Gene Ontology annotation, molecular function: nucleic acid binding. The coding region runs from base 1 to 3459 and encodes 1152 amino acids. Gene Ontology annotation, biological process: DNA integration.